Molecule: messenger RNA, 519 nt
Organism: Colletotrichum chrysophilum
Lineage: Eukaryota; Fungi; Ascomycota; Sordariomycetes; Glomerellales; Glomerellaceae
Exons: 2
Coding region: 1-519 (172 amino acids)
Source: RefSeq, a predicted model, not a curated record
AUGCCAAUAUCAUCAUCACGCAAAAGCCUCUUUUCCAGCUGCCCAGUUUCAACUUUCAUUUACCUCGUCACCUCAUCAUCUGUCACCGUGGCUUCCCAACACUCCUCCGAAGAGGAGCCAGAGUACCUCCCAUACCCCGCAACCAAGCUUAUCAUCGGCCAGUACUACAUCUGCUCGCGCGAUCCUCCGCACUGGGGCUGGCUCAUCGUCGGGACCUUUUACGACCCGGACAACAACCCCGUCUGGAGCACCGAAAUCUUUGCCUUUCAGCGCGACACACGCGGCGACCAGACAGAUUCGCAAUCAGUCUCCUCGUCUGACUCGGGCUCAUCCGCAGAACAAGAGUUGACUGCCCGGUUCUCCAACAGCCUCCGUUUCAACACUUCCGCUUCAACUCACAACCACCGCCUCUGGGACCCAACCCUCGCAGGACCUGUCCCCGGCCACUGGAUCACACAAUACGACCCCCGCAUCAACAACUGGGUAAACACCUGGCAACCGCACCACCACCCCUUCUAA